Synchiropus splendidus (mandarinfish) is the source of this 2055-nucleotide messenger RNA. RefSeq names its product endoplasmic reticulum lectin 1 (gene erlec1). Gene Ontology annotation, biological process: endoplasmic reticulum unfolded protein response; retrograde protein transport, ER to cytosol. Gene Ontology annotation, cellular component: endoplasmic reticulum lumen. The coding region runs from base 94 to 1548 and encodes 484 amino acids. The record is from RefSeq and is a predicted model, not a curated record. The transcript has 15 exons. Lineage: Eukaryota; Metazoa; Chordata; Actinopteri; Syngnathiformes; Callionymidae.
GUGGCGUUUUAAUACGUCACUUCCUGGUUGCGCUGUGUUGACAUCUGCAUCGCAAGCUGUGACUGAAGGAGCUCCGCGGCCGCAGGGGAGACGAUGGCCGGGCUUCUGCCGAUGCUUGUCUGCGGACUGCUGACAGUCUUCUUCGGCGCUUCAGCCAACGGAGACGGAUAUCCUCCUUUCACAGAUGAAAUCGCCUUUAAAAUAUCCUGGUCAGGCCCCGAAGAUACUCUGCCAACUUCAAGUUCACUGUACAAGGAAGACAGCUUUGUCAUAAUGACGACAACAGAGAAGGAGAAGUACAAGUGCAUCCUUCCGUCGCCGCCAACCACAGAUGAGAGUGAUGAAAGACUGUACAACGGACUCAGCCCAGGCGAACUACUGGAGCCACUUUUCAAACGAAGCACCUGCUCAUACAGAAUUGAGUCUUAUUGGACGUAUGAAGUCUGUCAUGGCAAACAUGUUCGGCAGUAUCAUGAAGAGAAGGAGACCGGACAGCAGAAAAUAAGUGUUCAGGAGUAUUUCCUUGGAAACGCAGCACAAAAAGUCCAAAGUACUGAUCAAGACAGUGUCAAAGACGAGGAGAAACUGAAAUCUUCAUCUGAAGCAGAGGUGCAGUCGAAGAAUAUCGAAGGUCAGCUCACGCCAUAUUUUUCCAUGGAAAUGGGAAACGGAACGCCUUGUUUGCUGGAGAAGAACAAGCCCAGGUCCACGUCCGUGCUUUACGUCUGCCACCCAGAGGCGAAGCAUGAGAUCCUGUCUGUUGCUGAGGUCCAGACUUGUCGAUACGAGGUGGUGGUGCUAACGCCACUGCUCUGUUCUCAUCCAAAAUACACGUUCAAGACAUCGCCAGUGAACCCCAUAUUUUGUCACUCUUUAGCCGACUCACCGAUGCGGCCCCGCGGCCUGUCUCAGUUGGACAAGCUGCAACAGGAGCAAUUCAAAGAUCUGUUGAGUCCUGAGUCGGAAACCAGAGAGGAAGAGACCACAACACUCAAAGAGGAGGGCUUCACUUCCUCUCACAAGCCCAUGGCUGUAGGCGGCCAGUCUCAGGUUGCCGUGGGAACGACUCUCAUCUCUCGCCUGACGGACGACCAGCUCAUCAAGGAGUUCCUAAGUGGAUCGUACUGCUUACACGGGGGGGUUGGAUGGUGGAAAUACGAAUUCUGUUAUGGGAAACAUGUCCACCAGUACCAUGAGGAUAAAGAGCAAGGAAAGAACAUCGUAGUGGUCGGCAGCUGGAACGCAGAGGAACAUAUUGACUGGGCUCAGAAAAACGUGGCUCGAACCUACCAGCUGAAGAACGAUGGAGCUCAGAAAGUCAAGCUUGUUUCCCACUUUUACGGCCACGGAGACACGUGCGAUUUGACUGGGAAACCCAGACAAGUCAUCGUCAAACUCAAAUGCAAGGAGUCGGAGUCCCCCCAUGCUGUGACAGUGUACAUGCUGGAGCCUCAGACCUGCCAGUACAUCCUUGGGGUAGAGUCCCCAGUGAUAUGUAGGAUUCUUGACACGGCUGAUGAAUAUGGACUGCUGUCGCUCACCAGCUAGCCACAAAACAGAGCAGUGAGCAGAUGAACUGCUGUGUGGUGGAGGAUAAGAGAGGCCCACGGUGCUGCACCAAAUGCCAGCAGUGCGUGCAACAAACUGUUGGUGAAGAUGAAGCCUGACGGACUUCUUGUUGCACGGACGCCGGGACCCACCAGCCUUGCGAAGGCCGGUGCGGUAUCACGGCUGGAUUCAGCCAGAGAGACGUUCUACUCUGCGAAGGAUUUAAUUCUGCUUUAGUCUGCGUUGAUUCAAGGCAGGUGGUGAGGAUUCACGGGUUUAUCAGGAAAUCAUCAAAAGCAUGAUUGUGGUGAUUUGUGUGUGUGAGAUGAAUAGAUGCUGUUUUAUUGAAUGAAUGUAUAACUUAAGCUAUAGAGGCGACGUUGCUUUGAAACUUGAAUGGAGGUGUUUCACCGUGAGAAUGCAGCCUGGUGUUAAAGGUUUCAUGAAGGGAACUGAUCACUACUGUAUGAUCUGGAGGAUUUUACAGCAAAUUAAAUAAACUUUACA